CGAAGGACUAAAAUGGGCUUUUGUCUGUCAUCUAACGCAAGAAAAAUACCCAAACGUUGUUUUCACCGAAGUUGAAAUCGCGUCGUCCACAGAAGAAACACAGCUUCCUGCUGCAGAGACAGGAACUCUGACACACGCAGCCGCAAAAACAUCAGACACUGGAAAACUGUCUGCAGACACAGUGAGAGAUCAUGACGACGCUGCUGGACCUGAAGAGCAGUGUGCUGAGGCAGGUGCAGAGGAGCCAGUCUCUGAGGAGCCGAAGGGAGCCGUCGCCCACCGCCAGCAUCCCCCUCACACACUGUCCUGACCCGUUACCCCGCAGGAUUUCCGAGGAGAGCGCGGAGUUCUUUGAGCGUGUGAACGCCAUCCUUCAGAAGCAAGAGAACAUGCUGCGGGCUGCCCAGGCUGAGGGCGAGAAAGGGGCCUGCACCGAGCCGCCGCCCCAGGAGCUUGUGGACCAAGCCUUUAUCCCCGACAGAAUCAGAAGGACAGAGCUGGACCUGCUUUAUGAGGAAGCUGUGUACACGGUGGUCAACCGGGUGGGAGUGCCUUCACCUGAACACGUGAUAACUGACGAAGAGCUGUUUUCUUACCUGCUGAAGGUGUUUGAUAUGGGAGAAGAGGAACAUGACAUCAUUCUCCAAAAAGUUCAAGAAUCCAAGCGAGCCAGUUUUUCGCUGAGAGUGUCUGUCAUGAAAGCAAAGAGUCUGAUGGCCAAGGAUGCAAAUGGGUACAGCGACCCAUACUGCAUGCUGGGAAUCCUGCUGGGCCAGAGCCCGCGGGACACGGAGGAGAAGAAGGAGAGAAAGUUCAGCUUCAGGAAGAGAAAGGAGAAGCUGGAGAAACGCUCCAGCACCAAGGAGGUGUUACCUGCCCAGUGCAUCCAGGUGACCGAGGUCAAAGCGGAGACUCUCAACCCGGUGUGGGACGAGCACUUUCUGUUUGAAAUAGACGACGUGCACAAUGACCUCUUACAUCUCGACAUAUGGGAUCAUGACGAUGACGUGUCUGUUGCUGAGGCCUGCAAAAAGCUCAAUGAAGUCAGUGGACUCCGAGGAAUGGGCAGGUAUUUUAAGCAGAUAGCAAAGUCAGUGCGUUCCAACGGAUCUGCGUCGUCUGGCUCCGAGGAGAACGCCGACGACUUCCUCGGAUGCAUCAACAUCCCGUUGAACGAGAUCCCGAUCGCCGGCCACGACACCUGGUUUAAGCUGGAGCCUCGAUCGAGCACGUCUAAAGUUCAGGGAGAAUGUCAUCUGAUGCUGAAGCUGUUCACCAGCCAGAGAGACACAGCUUCUUCUAAGAAAGACUCCAACGUCUCCAUUCACAAGAAACUGCUGAGUCAGAUUGUGGAGUAUGAGCACGCUCAUGUUAAGAGAGAGCCGUACAACUGGAACGGGCAGGUUUGUCCUCCAGCCUGGACUGUGCUGACUCACCACGCUGUGCAAACUGAUCUCUCACCUCUCCAACAGGCUAUUAUCCGCUGGCAGUGCUACAGCAGCCACCAUCGGACCCAGAGGGUGUGCUACUCCCUGCUGCUGCGCCUCCUGAGGACCAUCGAUGCAGAGUGGGACCCCGUCGCUGUGAGGGGAGACCUGGAGAGGCAGCUGUCAGACAGCUUCAGGCUGUACACAGAGCACUGCCUGUGCCUGAUGAAGAACAUGCGUCAGGUUUUCCCCUGCACCAGCACUGCUGCCAUUACACGCUACGAGCUCAUGCUGAGGGGGAUUGGCUACAUGCAGAACAUGCAGGCGUUUAAGACUGUGUGUCCUCUUCGUAAUGAUCUGCAAUUGGACAUCACUACUGCUGCCAAGAAAGGGACUGCAGAGUGGUACGAGAGCUUAAUUGCACGGUAUAAACCAGAGGACGGGACUCUGGAGGAGCAGCUGAAGAAGCUGGUUCAGGUGGUUGAUGCUGCGUGUGCAGACGUGCAGAGAGGCCAGAACAUCUACAACAAAGUCUUCGGCAGCGCAGUGAAAGUAGAUUUCUUCAGCAUAUCCUACAGGCAGUUGGAGAAACAGGUCGCCGAUGAUGUAAAUGUGGCGAUGGAGCGGGUUUGUGGUACUCUGGAGCAGGAGAGCUCCAGACUGUCUCAGACGAUGGGAGAGACCAUCUUUGAGCUCUUCAUGUCCUUGAAAAUCCUCAAAGGCUUUCGAGAGUUUCUUCCCCUGAAGGACGCUAAGAUGUUGGCCUUGACAGGCUUUCAUAACUGGUUCAAGUCGUCGAUUCAUAAGUGGCUGCAGAUCGUUCAUGAUCGAUCCUGCGACAGAAUCCGUAAAGCCGUGGAAACAGACAAGCUCGAGCCCGUGCAGCAGGUCAAACACAGCUCCUCGGCCGUGGAGGUGACAACGUGCUUCAGCCAGGUACGCGAGAUCUGGCUCCAGCUGGCCUGGCCAGACUCUGCGGGGGCCUUCAUCUUCGUCACUCGUUUGACAGAUAAUUUCUGCAGCGAGGCCGUUUGCUACUCAGAGAUGAUGACACGCAAGAUCGAGAGGAACCAGGUGGGCCGAGACUACAAGAGCUUCACCGUGCAGCUCUGCAUCGCCCUGAACAACACAGAGCACGUUCGUGUUUUCCUGGGUCACCUGCCCCGUGACCUGGACUGGCCGGGUGUGGAGCGGGCCAUGGAGGAGUCCUGUGGGGUGGAGGGGAAGGAGCAGGUUUACAAGGCUCUUAAUGGGCAACUGUUCAACAUGGACCUGGACCUGCAGAGAGAAGCCAAACGUCUCAUCACACUGCUCACUGACAAGAUGCAGCCUGAGCUGCGGAAGUGCAUCCAGCACAUCAGCCUGUCUCCAGACUCCAUCAACAAUGACGACGCUGUUUCCCCUCUUAUGAAGUACUUACAAGACACUAUGGUCAUCCUCACUGAAAACCUUGUGAAGGAGAAUCUGACUCGAGUUCUCCAAAGCAUGUGGGAGACGCUCCUGCAGAUGAUCCUGGACGAGGUCGCAGAAAACAGGGGCGUUCAGGUGGAGUUCUACAACCGCUUCCAGUACACAGUGGAGACGCUGUUGCAGUUCUUGCAUGCCAAGGGAGACGGUCUUUCCCUGGAAGACAUGAAGAGUGGAGACUACAAGGUCCUGGAUGAGGAGCUCAAGCUGAAUAAAUGUUCCUCCUUUGAGCUGAUUGAACAGUACUAUCUGGAGAAGAUUUCCCUACAGAAAACACUGAAACAUACCCGCUUUGGUCGCAUCAGUGUGAAGUGUUACUAUGAUGCUCCAGAGCAGAGACUGACUGUGGAGAUUCUGCACGCUGCAGAUAUCAUCGCACUCGAUGCCAAUGGUCUGAGUGACCCCUUUGUCAUAGUGGAGGUCUGUCCUCACCACCUGUUCCCCAUGGCCAAGAGUCAGCGCACGCAGGUGAAACUCAAGACCCUGCACCCAGUAUUCGACGAACUCUUUUACUUCCAUGUCAGCCCUGAACAGUACAGACACAGGUUUGCCUGUUUGACCUUCACUGUGAUGGAUUACGACUGGCUUUCCACCAACGACUUCGCCGGUGAAGCCGUGGCUCCUCUCAGCGACUUCUGCUGGCCAGGGAGACCGAACGCCUCCGCCGCCGGCAAGAGCGUCCAGCCUGUCAUUCUCCACCUGUCUCGCAGUAAACCCAGUGAAAAGCCAAUCAUGAGGAUGCUGGACGCUCGCGUCGGAGACAAGGAGGCUCAGGAGUUUGUCCGCAGGCUGAAGGAGAUUGAGAAGUCAAUGGAGGAGGAGUAAAAGCUGUCAGCCAGCGCUGCCUGUGUUGCUGUCUUCUGACCACGUCUUGCGACAUGUGCUUUUGUACCGGUACGAUGUUUACAAUAUUUGAAUUAUUUUCCAAUGUUAUUGUUUGUUCAGUAAUUAGACCGAAAUGGAAAAAGAGAGUGAAGAGUGAAGCUUCUCGCUGUCCUCUUCCUGGGAGAUGAACAUCCUGUCACUGUGCAACCCUAUGCUGUCUCACUUCAGCUAUAUUUUAGAAUUUAAUGGAUAGUUGAUCCUAAAUGUUGCUAGUCUAUAUUUUUUGUAACGAGUAAUGUUAUCUUUGUUGUAUGAUCUUUGAUAUGAUAGAUUUAACAUUUCAGAACUAUUUUGUGGGAGUAUCUUAUGUAUCCAAUCGUAUAAGUCUAAAUCUAUACCUCAGAUAUGCUCAUCAGUUGCUGGGCAGUUUAACAGGUAUCCAGAGUUCUCAUUCUCUUUGGACAUUGAGGAGAUAAAUUGCAUGAAAGCCUAUUUAGGAUGUGAAAGCUUGAACCCACAUUGAUUUUCCUGAUCAUACAGUGGCUUACUAUGGAAACAGCUAUGAAUAAAGAUAUCUAUGUCAAGAGGGAAAUCAUGGAGACACAUACAAGCUUUGGGGGAUUGCACUUUCUGAGAGUUGGUGCUUUAAGGUCAGUGAGCGCUCAGCAGCAGGGAGGCCUGACACUCCCCGGAGGCGCACGCCACAGAUCGGGUUCAUUCGGCUUUUCAGAUUGCUCUUCACAAAGAACAUGAUCGGUCACUGACGAGGCCAAAACAAAUAUUCUUUUAACUCCGUCUCUUCUUGCUGUCUGACACCAGUGAGCCAGCGUCUGCACAAAUGUACGUGACUGGUUCAUUGGUGUAGAGAACUGAUAUCCCAACGAGGAAGUAUUUCAUUUGAUUCAUUGAUUGCUAUGGGAAUGCAACAACAACUGUUUCUAAAGUACACACCCCACCCUGGCUUUAAUCUCAUAUUUACAUUACUAUUUAAAUGUUCAGUUAUUUUGUGAAGGUAUUAAUCCCUUUAGCACCUUCAGUUCCUCAGGGAGCCGGCGCUGUAUGCCGAAGCAUUCCUCCUGGGUUAUGGGGAUACACCAGGAAACCCUGAUGCCUGAUAAUUGAAAGGGAGAACAGACUUGAUGUCCCCAAAGAUUACACAGCGUGUGGCCAGAUGGUGGUUAAUUGCAGCUAAUGAGCUCAUGUAGUGUUCAGCAAGUUGAGCAAACAGCCAUUAAACAUUUGUUAUUCCAACUUUAAAUGGAUGCAGGCUCAUUACAGGCCUACAAGGACCAACAUUUGAGUUUGAGUGUCGGUGUCGGGCUUAAUCUCUUGAGGUAAAGAGAACGAGAAAGCAUAAUGAACUUGUGCAGAGGCGUAAUUAUAUCUCGGGGGUGAGACGAGACCUCGCUGCCUGCUGCAGCUCUCAUUGGCCCAACAGGUACAAGUCAACACCAGCUCUCGCCACUCCUCCAAAGCUGCGUGUCCCGUCUGUGACUGGAAGGGUCUUAAAGAAUUUUUGCAACCUGGAAUCCAACUCUCUCAUCUCGUGGAAAAUAUGAAAUUGUUAUGCAAUUGAAACAAACGACUCAAAAAACACAUUCUGAUAACAGAGUAGCCUAGAAUUGACUCUAGUAGCGGUGAUCUAGCAAGCUAAUAUUAUAGUAGCAACUCUAAAGGUCCAGUUUCCUGCACAGGGUUUGAAUUAAACCAGAAUUAUAUUUAAAAUUUUAAUAAUUCAAUGAAUAAUUGUGUAUCUCAGAGGGACCUUCCUGGUGAAAUAAAGUCAAAUGAAUUAAUACAAAGUCCUGGACGAACGAGUCAGCUGUCCUCCAGUGAGCGUGCACUCAGCUCUCACUGACCAGGUUCAUAUUAAUCACCUGUAACUCAAGGUGCUCAUGGCAGCUCAAACUGCUUACAAGAAUCCCACAAUAAGACACAACUAGAAGGGCACGCGGAGCGCACGAACCGCUGCCAAGGCCGGUUCAAUAAGAGAACAAAUAAAGCGUUUAUCCGCCGUGUGACUCAGAUCUGCGAGUUCUUCCUUGACCCGUGCGAGACUCUUCCACCAAGCUUCAGGGAAGUAGUUUAGUCCAGCUGAGAAGCAGAGAAACUGAAAACAUAACCUCCUUUAGUGGAGGUCAAUGGACGCAUGAAAAGUACUCAAGAGUCCAAAUUGUUCAAGUGUCUCUACUUUCAAAAUAAAGGUUUAAUUUAAGCCGUUUAGUCCUGGAGGAACUUUAAUCUUUCUUCAGGAAAUUGGUCCAGUUGAGUUAAAUAAGAAGUGAAUUUAUUCCUGUGCAGGAAACUGGUUCUUACUGUCACACAUGUAGCCUGACGUGUACAGCUGGUGAACUGGAACCUACUCAGAAACACAAAAGAAAGAAUAAUGUUGAGCUUCUGUUUGCAUGUUAAAAAAGAUUGAAGUCAGUUCCACUAAUCGGGCCUUUUAGGAGUUGUUUAAUGAAUGUUGCCAGUUUUAAAUGUGGCACUUUUUAGUACAGGAUCACAAUAUAUAUAUAUAUAUAAAACACUGUAGCAAGUACCGAGAAAUGUUCACACCGACAGCAUUUAGUUAGUGAUGUAACUUAACAGUAGCUGCUUGUGUCGUGCUUUGUCGUUACUCUGUGGAGUUGUGAGGAUGAAGCACGCAAACACCGUAUCUAUGCCUGGAGAGUGUGCGGCGUCACAGGGACUGUUCAGUGAGCGAGUCCUCGAGUGCCAUGUCUUAAUAUCACCUGCCAUCUUUUUUUGUUUUAACAUCACACUGUAGGUUGUCCUAAACAAAGACGGUACAUAAAUACUUUAAUGGAUCUAUUGAGUGAAAUGUUGUUAAGUGUCAGUGUGGCAGGGAUGCUUUCUCUACUUUAAAACCAGAUGUUUACACGAAACUCAAACUCACUUUGAGUCUAAACUAUUAUUAUAUUGUCGGAUGAAGCGAAGAGAAUAUAAUAAACUUUAUACUAGGGUCACAAUAAAACUUUCAAAGGUGAUUUACAUCUUUCUAACGAGGACAGAAAUGUUCUUUGUGAGGAAACACAGUUCAGUCACAGUGUUUACGUCCUCACGUCGCCCUGAAACAGGCACGCUGCUCAGUAUUAGAAGAGUGAAUUGAUUUAUUCUGCUUAAAAGAUGAAAUAUUCAGUGAAGUAUUGCUGUAUUUAUUUUAUUUAAGUGCAUUUCAUAAAGCUUUGCUGAACACGAGGAACAAAAGGCAAAGGAUCUCAGACUGUGAAUGAACAGAACAUCACUAUUAGUUUCAUAACCGUCAGUGCUGACAUGGACAUAUUUGAUUUCACUAAUAUAGAAAUAUUUGUGGAGUAUUUGGUUUGUCGUCUGCCGUCCACAUAUAUAAAGGCAACAGCUGGUGAAACGUGUCUUCGAGAAGCAAAACGCCUUCGACUUGUUAUCGUAACAGUGAAUUAUUUGUCCUUGAAUUGUAAAUGCCUGUGUUGCUGUUUACUGGAUUAUACCUUUGGGAGAUGUCUAUGACCUUGAAUAAAGAUUGUAUUUAAGUUUGA
Cottoperca gobio is the source of this 7237-nucleotide messenger RNA. RefSeq names its product BAI1 associated protein 3 (gene baiap3). Gene Ontology annotation, molecular function: SNARE binding. Gene Ontology annotation, biological process: regulation of dense core granule exocytosis; positive regulation of neurotransmitter secretion. The coding region runs from base 192 to 3719 and encodes 1175 amino acids. NCBI's taxonomy places the organism in Eukaryota, Metazoa, Chordata, Actinopteri, Perciformes, Bovichtidae. The record is from RefSeq and is a predicted model, not a curated record. The transcript has 34 exons. Gene Ontology annotation, cellular component: late endosome membrane; plasma membrane; trans-Golgi network membrane.